AUGACAUCAGGCACUAUCGACCAGCAACCGCAGCAUGGGAAACGGAAACAGGCUUGUUUGGCAUGUCGUCGACGAAAGAAGCGUUGCGAUGGCAAUCGUCCCGCGUGUUCCGCAUGCAGUGGUUGGGACACUGAAUGUGUCUAUCCCGGCGCUCAGACAACAUUCGACUAUGGGUUUCCCACCCCCCAUAGUCUAGAGAGGGAGCUCGAGGCCCUGGUACAAAACCCAGCCUUUUGGGAUCCUAAGGCUUUGCCGGCCGCAUCCCCCCCCGUGCCUCUUACAGCCUUGAACUUUCCACAUGAGUUAUCUCCACCCCCCUUGGAUUUAAAUGUGGUGUCGUACGGCGCACGCCUGUCAGACACUGUUACACUGGUUGAGCCAUCCCGGUCAUCAUCACGCAGACUUUCCGGCUUGCAGUCGAGCCAGGUGCCACCGCAAGCCCAAAUCAUCCAGCUGACAAAUGAAUUCUUCGAGCGUCACCAUCCGUUCUUUGCUUGUAUUCACAAGGAAAAGUUUUUGAAUCGCCUUCGGGGCAAACAGAGCCCAGGACUAUCCACGCCGCUGGAGUGGGCCAUCGUAGCCACAGCCGCGAGGGUCAGUCGUGACGCGAACGUCUCUACUCAGGCGUACGUCUUUCUGCAAAAUGCUGUUGAAUCGCUCUCACUUGGCCCCCUCCUACAGGAGAACGUUUUGCAGGACUUGCAGGCAGCUGUCUGGUGUGUCUUUUCCCUCUACAGUUCUGGGGAGAUUACAAAAGCCGUUGUUCUAUUGGCACAAGCCUAUACACUAGCCUGCUUGCAUGGAUUGAACAGACUGGAUGACCCGACUCCCAAUAUUCCCCUUGCCAUGCAAUUCUCCCCAGUUGAAGAGGAAGAAUGCCGGUGCACACUGUGGGCUCUAUUUGUCCUUGAUAGGCACAUCAACUACUUAAUAGGUCGCCACUUUGUAAUUGAUGAUAGUUUGUGGUGUGUCAACUAUCCAUUGGACGACCGAUCUCUCCAGCACGGCAUACGCCCAGCAUCAGAAGCCUUCAAUCGGGACCUGGAAGCAAUAACAGCGGAAAAAUCCAAUGUCCCACUUGGGGUCACCUUGACUCGAUUAGUGUGCAAAACGCUUGUCAUUCUAGGCCGCAUCGCUGAACAUAAGAGCAUCAACCCCAUGCCAACUGGUGCCGGAAGCCAGCACCGCCUCGCUGAGUUUCACGAGCUCCAAUCCGCCCUUGCCUGUUUCUGGGUCAUCCUACCACCGUGCGUCCAUAACGUUGCGGAAGUCCCGGCCGAAAACGUGCUCCACAGCGUCUGGUUACUGAUCAUCCUCCACCAAUGCUCUACCGUGCUCUUCUACAUCACCGAGGCGGAGCGCCGCUCUGGGACCGUCGUUACAGCCAGCGAGCGAGACAAUUUCGCCUGCUCAUACAAGUCCGUUGACAAAGUCGUUAGCGCGCUGCGGACCAUCUCCGGUCUCGUGGUAAACCCAGCCUUAAACCCGAUGCUGGCGUCGGCAUAUUUUCUGUGUUGUCGGUUUAUUGUUAUGCAGGCGCGCUUGUCUCAGCAGCAGUCGUAUCGGCUAGAUCUGACUCUUGUUUUGAAAUUGCUUGAGCGAAUGGCGGAGGGACAGGUGCAGUUGCCUCUCAUUUAUAAAGAUAUUAUUGAUCAGGAAUUGGUGAGAGAGAUGCAGGGAGGAGGGGCUUAUCAGUCUUUACUGCGGACUGACUAUUGCUUUAUGCUUUAA
This is a messenger RNA of Aspergillus tanneri, 1731 nucleotides long. RefSeq lists its product as uncharacterized. Gene Ontology annotation, molecular function: DNA binding; zinc ion binding; DNA-binding transcription factor activity, RNA polymerase II-specific. Gene Ontology annotation, biological process: DNA-templated transcription; regulation of DNA-templated transcription. The coding region runs from base 1 to 1731 and encodes 576 amino acids. NCBI's taxonomy places the organism in Eukaryota, Fungi, Ascomycota, Eurotiomycetes, Eurotiales, Aspergillaceae. The record is from RefSeq and is a predicted model, not a curated record. Gene Ontology annotation, cellular component: nucleus. The transcript has 5 exons.